AUGAAACAAAGAGAGGACCCUGAUUAUGACAGGCUGUUCGAGGUGAGACCAUUUGUUGACAAAAUCAAACAAGGUUUUUCAAUUAUUGAACCUGAGGAAUAUCAUUCAGUGGAUGAAUUAAUCAUUCCUUUCAAAGGUCAUUCAUCCCUGAAACAGUAUGUAAAAAGGAAACCACACAAGUGGGGUAUAAAAGUUUUUGCCCGUGCUGGUUCUAGUGGAAUUUUGUACGAUUUUGAAAUAUACCGAGGGAAAGGAACUGUACAUAAUGAUACUGGUCUUGGUAUAAGUGGUGAUACUGUAAUAAGGCUUGUGGAAGGACUGCCAAAAUAUAAAAAUUUUGAAGUGUUUACAGACAAUUGGCUCAUCUCUUACAAUCUUAUUUCUGCCCUGAAAAACUAUGGCAUUUUGGCUGUUGGAACUGUUAGACCUGCAAGACUUAAAGGCUGCAAUCUAAAAGCAGACAGUGAGCUGAAAAAGCAGGGACGAGGAUCAUACGAUUAUCGAACUGAAACAGAAAGGAACAUCUUAGCGCUGAAGUUGUAUGAUAAGUCUGUCGUUCUUGCAUCAUAUACAAACGAGUAA
Molecule: messenger RNA, 582 nt
Organism: Schistocerca serialis cubense
Lineage: Eukaryota; Metazoa; Arthropoda; Insecta; Orthoptera; Acrididae
Product: piggyBac transposable element-derived protein 2-like
Exons: 1
Coding region: 1-582 (193 amino acids)
Source: RefSeq, a predicted model, not a curated record